Messenger RNA from Zophobas morio, 1507 nucleotides. Its product is annotated as protein peste-like. Bases 40 to 1482 code for a protein of 480 amino acids. NCBI's taxonomy places the organism in Eukaryota, Metazoa, Arthropoda, Insecta, Coleoptera, Tenebrionidae. Gene Ontology annotation, molecular function: scavenger receptor activity. Gene Ontology annotation, cellular component: cytoplasm; membrane. The transcript is spliced from 6 exons. The record is from RefSeq and is a predicted model, not a curated record.
UUUUUCAAUUAGUCAGCCAUCAGCAAGAAAAAACGUAAGAUGAAGUACACGAGAAGAAGUAACAACUUUCUUUGUAUUAGUAUUGCUUUAUGUGUCGGUGGUCUGUGUUUAAUUGUAAGCCGACCUAUUAUUGGCGAUUGUUUGCUAUCUCUAGAAUGCAACCCCCUUUUAUUUAAUAUGUGGAAAAAUGUUGCCUACGACGUAUACGUCGAACUAUAUUUAUUCAACUGGACCAACCCCGAAGACCUCCACAAUAUGUCUGUUAAACCCAGGUUUGAAGAAAUCGGACCGUUUGUCUUCCAAUUAGACGAAGAAAAGUGGAAUAUUGUGUGGAACAACAACGGUACGGUUACAUUCCAGCAGCGACGAUUUUGGUACUUUAAAGACAAUGAAAGAAGCAGUUUGGACAAAAAAGUCACCAACGUUGACGUGAUAUUCCUAGGCAUAUCCUACGCAACGCGAAACUGGAACUACUACGUUCGUAAGGGAGUGUUUUUAACUUUGUCUACCUACUUCCCAAAGAUAUAUAGAACCCAAACAGCCCGAGAUUUACUUUUCGACGGAUACCCGGAACCCGUUCUAGGGAUAGUAAGCGCCAUGCCUUUUUUUAAACAUUUGGAGGUACCCCGCUGGAAUCGAUUUGGCUGGCUGUACUCCCGAAAUGGUUCUUCAGAAUGCGACGGCGUUUUCAAUGUAGGUACCGGGAGGAAUUCGGUUUUGGGAAAAAUGUACAACUGGAACUACCAAUCAAGAACUGGGUACUUUGAAGGCGACUGCGGGAAGGUUUCUGGCUCCGCUUCGCAGAUGUAUCCCAGGAAUCUUGUCCGCGGUGAACCCAUUGAAAUUUUCUCCACGGAUUUAAGGCGAACUAUUUUUCUCAAAUACGUAGAAGACGAAUACGUAGAAGGAAUUUUAGGUUAUCGCUAUACCGCAACGAACUAUACAAUGGAUAAUGGUACAAUUGACGCCAAAAAUAAAUGUUUUUGUCCUGAUGAAUGUAUACCUUUUGGUAUGAUGAAUCUGUCUUCGACUAGACACACUGCUCCUAUAUUUGUUUCGUUACCUCAUUUUUACACAGCCGAUCCUUACUACAUUAAUUUAGUUGAUGGUUUGAAGCCAGAUGAAACUGCACAUGAUUCUUGGAUGAUUGUGGAACCUAUUACUGGGACGAUAUUAAAGACUGGUGUGAAAAUUCAAGUUAAUGUAUUGAUGCAGCCAGUGACCGGUACUGGUACCCAGUUGUUUGAAAAUGUGCGAAAACUAUUUGUUCCAAUGGUGUGGAUGAAUUUCAAGACAACAAUUCCUUUCAAGGGACAGCUUUUUGUGAAAAUCGUCCUGAUAGUACUUCCAGGAAUUACAUGUUUAGGUGUUAUUAUGAUAAUAACUGCAGCUUUUUUGCUGUGGUAUGAACGUAGAAAUGAUCCAAGACGGCUACAGAGUUUAUCGCAAGUACAACUUCGAGAAAAUCGGUCAAAAUCGUGACAAUAAUAAAAAUAAUUAAAAUUUA